Messenger RNA from Mangifera indica (mango), 2029 nucleotides. RefSeq names its product transcription termination factor MTERF4, chloroplastic-like. Gene Ontology annotation, biological process: regulation of DNA-templated transcription. The coding region runs from base 241 to 1812 and encodes 523 amino acids. Lineage: Eukaryota; Viridiplantae; Streptophyta; Magnoliopsida; Sapindales; Anacardiaceae. Gene Ontology annotation, molecular function: double-stranded DNA binding. The record is from RefSeq and is a predicted model, not a curated record. The transcript is spliced from 2 exons.
GAAGCUUCGGCCCGCUGCACCAUUGCAUUUUUUAAGCUAAUUUUGACGCAGAAGAUAAUCACACGGCAGCAGAAGAAUUGUCACUCCAAAUUCAGGGUUCAUUCCAGUCAAGCUAAAACCUUACCCACUUCUGAAUCCAAGCUUAAGCCCUGCCUCAGUUUCCGGCUCCGAGCCUCCUUCUCUCUGCUUAUUUCCAGAACGAGACAGAUUCUUUGAUAUCCGAGCUUUGCGAACUGGAAAAUGAAGAUCAUAAGCUAUGCUGGCAUUACAAAAUCUAAUUUUUUGCUUGUUCAUGCAGAUUUACCUGCUUUAACUUUCUGUAGACCUCAAUUAUCUUCUUCAUCAAUGCUUAAGGUCACAAGUGAUUAUGGCAAGAGAUCUAGAUUGAUUACAAGGUUUCAGCACUCAGUUACUGACAGAACAUCUGCAUCUUCUGUGGAUGCAUCUGUGUCCAAUCAAUAUACUGUUUGUUUAAGUGGGAAACAAGGAGUCUCAUCAUCCUUGUAUAGCCGUCCUAGUUUAUUAGAGAUGAAGAAUGAGAGAAUAGCAAAUCGUGCCAAGGUUUACGAUUUCCUGCAGGGAAUUGGUAUAGUUCCUGAUGAACUUGAUGGAUUGGAGCUUCCUGUUACAAUUGACGUUAUGAGAGAACGUGUGGAUUUUCUUCACAAUUUAGGGUUGACAAUUGAAGACAUCAAUAAUUAUCCACUGGUUCUUGGCUGCAGUGUUAAAAAGAACAUGAUACCAGUGCUUGACUACCUGGGCAAAUUGGGUGUUAGGAAAUCCACUUUCACAGGGUUCUUAAGAAGAUACCCGCAAGUCCUUCAUGCUAGUGUUGUUGUAGACCUUGCUCCUGUUGUCAAGUAUCUGCAGGGGUUGGAUAUCAAGCCAAAUGAUAUUCCCCGGGUUCUUGAGAGGUACCCAGAAGUGUUAGGAUUCAAACUUGAAGGGACGAUGAGCACAUCAGUGGCUUAUUUGGUUGGAAUUGGAGUGGCAAGAAGAGAAGUUGGAGGAGUUUUAACCAGAUACCCGGAGAUUUUAGGCAUGCGAGUGGGCCGAGUGAUCAAACCUUUUGUGGAAUAUCUUGAAGGUUUGGGUAUUCCAAGAUUAGCUAUAAGUAAAUUGAUAGAGCAGCGGCCUCACAUCUUGGGUUUUGGAUUAGAGGAAAGGGUGAAACCUAAUGUUGAUACCCUUGUAGAGUUCAAAGUCAGAAAAGAAGCUCUUCCUUUAGUGGUGGCUCAAUAUCCUGAAAUUAUAGGGAUUGACCUGAAACCAAAGCUUUUUGGUCAACAGAAUUUACUUAAUUCACUUAUUGAGCUGAGUCUUGAGGAUUUUGGAACUGUUGUUGAGAAGAUGCCCCAGGUUGUUAGUGUAACUAAUUCUACCAUUUUGAAGCAUGUGGAUUUCCUUAAGGAUUGUGGAUUCUCUUUGCAGCAAGUCAAGAAGAUCGUUGUGGGGUGUCCCCAAGUGCUUGCUUUGAAUAUUGACAUAAUGAAACUUUGCUUUGAUUACUUUCAAGGGGAAAUGAAAAGGCCUCUGGAUGAUUUGGUUUCUUUCCCAGCAUUCUUUACAUAUGGUCUGCAGUCUACUAUUAAACCGAGACAUAAGAUGAUUGCAAAGAAGGGUUUGCAAUGUUCUCUUUCCUGGCUUCUUAACUGCUCUGAUGAGAAGUUUGAGGAACGGAUGAACUAUGACACCAUCGAUAUGGAGGAGAUGGAAAUGAUGCCAUCAUUUGAUAUGAAUACCCUGAUGGUACCAAGGAGUGAUGAUUCCAGUUCUGAAAAUGAGGAAGAUAGUGAUGAUGAAUAUGUAUGAUGACUCUGCAUUUGAGAAUCUAAACUUCUUCGAAAUUGCAUCCUCAUAUUUGCAUUUGAGAAUCUUGGCUUUUUCGAAAUUGGAUCCUCAUUAGUGUACAGAUGGCAUUUUUAAGAGGGAACCCUGUCAAAGGGUGCACUGUAAUGCAUUUGAGGCUACUUGUGCAUGCUUAUAUGUAAGAUAAGGUAUCUAGUACUUAAAUUCUCUUGUCCCUUCA